Molecule: messenger RNA, 6672 nt
Organism: Penaeus monodon (black tiger shrimp)
Lineage: Eukaryota; Metazoa; Arthropoda; Malacostraca; Decapoda; Penaeidae
Gene: dos
Product: protein daughter of sevenless-like
Exons: 4
Coding region: 385-2547 (720 amino acids)
Source: RefSeq, a predicted model, not a curated record
CAGCCAAUCAGCGCAGACGAUGGGCGACGAGAGCGAGGGCCGUGCGUGGCGAGCGAUCUCCCUCUCCUCCUCCUCCUCCUCCUCCUCCUCUUCCCCCUCUUUUCGAAAGCCCCGCGACCCCAAACCGUAAAAAAAAAGAGAAGAGAAAGGAGGGAAAAAAAAAAAAAACAAAGAGGCGCAGAGCAUAAACUAAACCCGAGCGAGAGAGACAACAAACCCCCGCCGGGCCCGGGGGUGGGGGGGGAGAGAACGCCGCCCCGAAGACACAAACAAACAAACAGAAGAAGAAGAAGAAGAAGAAGACGAAGAACGAGAGAGAGAGAGAGAGGGAGAGGGAGAGAGAAAUACGAGGAUGGUCGUGCACGCCGCCGCCGCCCGCUCGCGAUGGUUCAUGGCAGCAUGGAGAUAGUUCACGAGGGAAUGCUCAAGAAGUCCCCGCCGCCCAAGAGGCUCUGGCGGGCGAAAUGGCGAAUGCGAUGGUUCGUACUGCGUUCUGGGGAGCUCCCAGGGCAGUACUUCCUGGAGUAUUACACAGAUCGGACUUGCCGAAAACUGAAGGGCAAGAUCGACCUAGACCAGUGUGACCAGGUUGAUGCUGGUAUAGUCUUUCCUAAUCGGAAAUCAGAAUAUAGAUUCAUGUUUGACAUCAAGACCCCAAAGCGAAUCUACUACUUAUGUGCAGAGACAGAGCAGGAGAUGAACCGAUGGGUGGACUGUGUUUGUCAAGUGUGUGGCCUGAAGAUGUAUCCACAGCAGGAGGAUUACCCAUUACCAGCCUUGGAACCUCUUCCAGGUAACACCAUCCCUGCAACACCCCCUGCUCCCGUCCGCGUCCUGCCCUUGGACCAACCUCGGAUAGACUCUCCACCAAUUUCACCCACGUCUCAGAGUUCUUCCAUAUCUGGGCCGUACAUUCCCAUAAGUGAAUGUAUUACUGGGAAGAGAACCCCAAUAACUAGCCCCAGUUUCCCCUUCAGUGAUGACUUGCCUACCAUUGUCUCAACAGAGAAUCAUCGCUCUAGCAUACCAAAUGAGAUUGCUCCACCAGCACCAACCAUGUGUCCUGAAAGUCAUCCACCUCUGACACAGGCACCACCAGCUCCCAUGAUUAACACGGGGGCAAUACCACGUGAACCGUACGAUGGCCAACGAACAUUAAGGCCAUCGGGGGCAACCUCAGAAGAUACCCUGAGUGUCCAGUCACCAUUGGGAACUGAGGGAAGUAGUGUGUUCAGUGAUGAUGAGUGGGCCAACACUCCAUCUACAGUAGAAGCAACAUUUUUUAGUGACUCGGCUAGACCUACUGGAGGUAUGCAGAAUCCAAAGGAUUUACCCUGGGACAGCCAUGGAGCAACUGGGGGACUAGCAGGAAGCAGUGGUGUUGCCAGUUUACCAAGUGAAAUGAAAGGUAUGGUAAUCUCAGAAGAUGACCAGCACCAGGGUUCAGCUCCCCCAAGGCCCCCAAAGCCAGCACAUUUAACUGAGAUGCCUCAACAGACCUAUCAGAACUUGGACACUAUUGUUAGAACAACUCUGAUUAGAAAGAACAGUUCAAAUGAUAAAGUAAAGAAUGGCUUGGCUGGAUCACUGUCUUCACAUGAUGGUAACAUUGGAUCUUCUGACCCGGAGCCUUCCCCAGCUUCAGUCAGUAGUUCUGUGCCUCCGUCCACCCCACUUGACACUGAAGAUAUGCACUCUGCCUUGAGGAUGCCACAGCAAGAGACUGUGAGCCCACAGGCUGCAGAUAGACUGAAGCAAAGACACUGUUACAAUAACUUUGUUUCACCCUCUGUCCAAGGGCAGAUAUUUUCUUAUGACAUGCGUAUUCAUGACACAGUUGAAAAGCAUGGGGAGCUGGAUCCAAGGAUCUCACCUGCAGGCCUUUAUUCUAACAUCCCCCAGGCCAACAAAAGCCCACAACAUCCCCCAGCAGUUGAUCGUGGCCUUAAACCAAGGAAAGCUGCUGAUGGAAGUAGUAUUAGUUCAGAGUUGUCACCACCACCAUCUGGUGGCCCCCAGGAAAUUCUGGGUGCCGUGGGUGGAUCACCAGUUCCACCUGCAUCAGCACCUCCCAUGGUAGACAGAAAUUUAAAGCCCACAAAGAACAUACCAGACGCAGGAAGCAAACCCAUGUUUGUUCUCGACCCAGCCCCAGUCGGCCAUAGAAAGCACGAUCAAAGAAAACCAAGAGCUGCGCCUUCUCCAACUCCUCCGACCAUGCGCAAUGGAUGUAAUGGGAAUGAGAGUGGUGACGAAGCUGAUAGACUCUCCAGUCCAGGCAGCAGACGCAACUCUACCAAUGCAGAUGAGCAGAUUUUCUUUCCCUUGCAGAGUGCACGCCGUUCUCAACAUGAAAUCCAGUAUUUAGACCUGGACCUUCAUCCAGAAGCCAAGCACAGCCCAAAAUCCAUCAAGGCAAGUACACUGAAGAAUUGUGCCGGGGCUUCCGCUCCUUCAGUAGUGUACAAGACGGUCGACUUUGUAAAGACAGAAGCUUUCAACAAGAUGAGGAUCAACGUUGAAGACUCCUAUCGUAAGAACCAGUGAUCAGCUAACAGUCGUAAUUGAGAGCGUGAGUUGACUGUAGCAGUGCAAAAAAUGCAUAGACAAAGGAAAAAAAAAGCUGGCUCAGACUGCAAUUUGAGGUGAAAUGAUGUAAAGUCAUGUUUUAGGUACCAAAGCAGCUUUCCUUGGGUGGCCUUGUGAAUAUCCUUGAAAGCUUUAGAACAGCCACUCAUUUGCACAGCACACUGCUUGGUCCAGCUGCUUUAGGAAAAUGGUAAAUAGCAGUUUUGAACAACUUCCUUUGAUAAACAGUUGUUAUUAUACAAUAGUAAUUUAUAUGUCGAAGUUGUUGAUGAUUUACAAUCAUUAUUAAUAAGACGAAUACUGUCACACAGUUAAGUGCAAAGUGUUAUAUGUCAGUAAUAAGUAUAAAAUGGACAGAGUGUAUAUCAUGGGUUCAGGUAUGUACCUCUGUCCAAAUGGACCACAAUAAUCACCAAAGCUAAAGUGUCAAUGCACCAUGUUGCAUAAAUAGUGUUUUGGGUCCAAGACAAAGUAUUUAAGUAAACUAUAUUCUUGACUAUUCCCUUCUUAUAUUAUGCAUGGGAUAUCAAAAACUGUGAUGGAUCUACAAAAUUGACAGGUCUGAUAGAAUACCACAACCCCAUACUUAUAGCAGUGUUUUUAUUUGACUAUCCUAUAGAUCUUUGUCGAGAAAUAGGGUUGGUUUCAAUUGUAUUGUUAUUAUUAUUGAUUCUGAUUAUCAUUAUGAUUAUGUGACAGUUGAUUAUAUGACAGUGUCGCAGCUUUUAAUGGGGAAGGAUGGACGAGAAGUGAUUAGACGUGUUCUUUAACUUUAAAAUCACAUCAUGUAGUAGUAUUUUGAUUUUGAGAUGGGGAUGUGUGUGUUCUUUUAGAUCUUGUUAUUGCAUCCUUGAAUUUGUGUAUAGAAUUGAUUUUGACCAGAAGUUAAGCCAAUAGCACUUGGUCUUAACUCCACUUUAAUCCUAAGUAGCAGCUCAGAUAUGGAACUGAGAUUAAAGUCUUAAGUUCAGCACAAAAUACAUGAAUUUUUUACAUUGGCUUGCUUCUCCCAGGUUCAUCUGUUUUUAUCAAGGACAAUUUUUUAAUGUGUCCUAAAAACAUCCCCUAUGUACAAUCAAAAUAUCAUUUGAGUGAGCAGGUCUGCUUACAUUUGUUGUCUGGCAUCACCAAACGUGUCUGAAGCUGCCAGACGAAUUUUCUAGUUAAUUUGCUUUCCAACAGCACUAGGGUGAAGUGAACUGGAUGAGUGGGUCCAAAGCUAUGGUUGAUGAAAUGUUAAGAAAUGUAGGAAUUUUUGAAGCGAGUUUUGAGAAAGAAAAGAAGUGAGUUUUGUUUUACAUAUAGCAAUACUGAAUUACGUGUGGUCAGAGUCAGGAUCUACAUAAAGGCCAUUGUCAGUGUUAUCACCCAGUAUUGAUAUCUGCUCAGUAAAAUCAGUUUACAGAUUAGUUUUAAAAAUGAACAGUAAUAUUCACUGAAGGAGGGGAUAAUGCACAUUAUUAUGGUAUCAUAAUUUGUAGAAAUCCCAUCAUUGAAGGAAAGAAAAGAAAAAAAUAGUUAUAGUUCAGCUCUUUUGGCACCUUUUCCACACAAUGGUGCCAUGCAGCUUCUAUCACAUUGAGUGAUGUCAGGUCACAUUUAACCUUGAGCAUUAAUUUGGCCUUUCUGUGAGUGUAAUAUUUGGUCUCUGGUAAUUGACAUGGAAAUAAACAACCAUUGUGUCUGAUGGGUGGCCUUUGGCAAGAGCUUUCAGACACUGGGUCAUUGUUACUGUUUAGUCCAUGGAAACUAAACAUUUUUAUUUUUGUGCAUGAGAACUUGUAUAAAGUGUGUUGGUUCCUGGGCCUGUGCUCAAAAUAAUUGGGUUAGUUAUCUGAUGGUAAAUGGCCAGACCAUGUUCAUGCCAUCUUUUGUACAGGUAUUUUAACAUAGCUUAUUUUGUUGGCUUUAAGGAGAAUAUUUAAAAAAGAUAUCCCUCACCGUCCUUGCUAUACUGUCUUUCUCAACUCAUAUACCAGUCUGGUAACUUGUGAUUUGUACAGAAAAAUUCAUUACCUAAACCUACUUUUUCAGUGCUGCCUACAGUGCAUUCACUCAAGGGAACUCCCAGAGUUUGUAUUGAUGACUGAUCCACGUGUGGCCUGAUGAAGGAUGCCUUCUUUCUCUUUAAGUGUAUUACAUAUCUAAUAUAUCUAAUGUGGCUUGUGUGCGGCUGUGGAGUAGUUGUCUGGCAUCCCUUUGUGUAGUUGCCAGUGGGAGUAAACUUACUCUAUGUACCUUUCAAGAUCAGUGGGAUUUUUAAAAUCUUUUUUGAUCAGCAAUGACCUCACACUUUGCCUUAAAAAACCUGUGAGUUUAGUGUAGAUAUGCAUAACUUGAUUUAUAGCAUAGUCUGUUAUUUCUUUCUGCCCUAUCUUCACUUGUGGACCAGUAGGUGUUGCCCCUCAUACUUAGUGCUAUAGGGGUGUGGACUUGCUUGGACAGUUAUGUCAUAAGAGGCUACUGACCUUCCACCAUUGGGUGAUAUAAUAUGAAUAAAAAAAAAUUCUAGUGGUGUUAAGGAUAAUAGCACUCUGGGACCUUAAUAUUUGUCUUCAGAAGGGGGUAUUUAGAAGCUGGUUGAUGUUGAAGGCUGACCAACUUUCUGUUACACUCUCACUAGCAGAUGAUCGGUGGAGGCCAAGUGUGCAUCACUGUAACAUACAGAGUCCUUUGCAAACAGUGACAAGUGCCCAUUUAGAGUCUCUGUGACUGUUACAAAGACUGCAAUGAGGACUUGGCAGUGGUGUGAUGGCUACGUUCUGCCUCAACCUCUCAGGUGUUUUUUGUGUUUCAUGUCUGUUAGUACAAGAAACUUGCUUUUGUCCUCUCACUCUUCCUCGGUCACAUCGACUGUAAAUUCGGUACUGACCUUUCAUUCUCACACGUCUUCUCUGUAUCCUCUUAUUUUCCCAGUUUCUUUUGUUUUCUCUGUUUUUCCUCUUCACUGGUUUACUGUAAAGAGGAUGGUUUGGAUCAACCUCCUCUCUUCAUCACAUGAUUAAGAAUGUUCUCUGUAUUUCUAAAUUCCUCUGACUUUGUUAUUUUUUUUUUAUUAUUACAACUAUUUUUUGAUUGACAAGAUUGGUGUGGUAAAAUUGCAUAGAACUUGUAGAGAGGAAGGAAGGGCGAGUUGGGUGUUUGUGGGUGACUGUAUCUUUGAGAGAGUCGGCAAAAAAAAAAAAGUAUCCUGAGCAUGACAUGGUCUUUGAAGGUUAGAAAGAUUAUCUUGCUCUGUUUGUGAGAGAGAUGUAUCAAAAGUUGGCAGUGCCUUUCUGUUGUUCGAUUUUGUGAAGGAGAACUGAUUGAUAGGAUUGAUAUUUCUGCUACUGUUUUUGCUGCAAUUGUCAUUGAUAAUUAUAUUAAUCAUUGUUAUGAGCUAUGACAGCAAUUGUCAUCAUUAUUAUAAAUUUUUUAAAAGUCAUGUUCAUCAUUAUUGUGAGUAUUAUUUGAUUUUUUAUAUUUUUCUAUUUUUACUACUACUUUGAUAAUUAUAUUUGUGUCCUUGUUUAUCACCUGCACUCUAGAACUUGGUAUAUUGUGUUUAUCCUGUCAUUACUCUUCCCACAUGUGUGGGUUGAUAACAGCCAGAUACAUAAUAUUUGUCAUGUGUAAUAAAGUUUUACACAAAAGUUACACUUACCAACAGUUGGUGUAAGUGGAAAUUAACCCUUGUUAGAAUUUGGUUUUGAAGAUAUACAAAUGUAUUGUACAGAUAACAGUGUGUUCAUUGAAUUUUGGUUGACCAGGAGUGUUGACAAGUGCAAUGUAUAUAGAAUGACCCACUGCUUAUGUCUUCAGACUUUUUGUAUUUCUUGGCAUAGAUUUCUUUCUGUUUGUGUAUAAAUUAGAGAUAUAGAGUGUCUCCUUUUGUAAUGCAGGGAAAUAUGAAUGCCAUAUCCCUGCAUUGAGAUAUCAAUCAAGAAAGGUUUUGUUUAUGAAUAUCUAGAUAGAAGAUGUUUAUUUGACAUGUAUAGUCAUUAUAGCAGUGUGGACAUAAGCAUUUUAAGUGUUACCAAAAUAAGUAUAGGAAGACAAAGGAAAUACCAUUCACAUCAUUGAGACGUGGGAGUACCUUUUGUC